AUGUCAUACAAUGAUGUCAUCAGCAAUGCAUCAAAUUUUGCCAUCCUCCCUUUCAUCAGGGUCACUGCAAAAGGCAUUGGAAAGGAAUGCCAUAAACCUCCGAUGAUGUCAUACAAUGAUGUUAUCAGUAAUGCAUCAAAUUUUGCCAUCCUCCCUUUCAUCAGGGUCACUGCAAAAGGCAUUGGAAAGAGUGCUGAAUUUACUGGAUUUACGCCUUACUCAAGAUUAUCUAGAAGCAUGAAUACAAAUAAUACAAUAUGUCCUCAAUAUGAAAAUGUCUCAUUUUUCUGUCCGACAGAAAGGACUUUUGGUAAACGUGUGUCAAUGUAUUUUUUCUUGGUUGCCUGCACCACAGUUACUAUCUUUGGGAACCUGGGAAUAAUAAUUUCCAUUACUCACUUUAAACAACUCCAUUCACCAACCAACUUUCUUAUUCUUUCAAUGGCUGCCACUGACUUUUUCCUUGGCCUCAUCAUAAUGCCCUAUAGUAUGGUCAGAUCUGUGGAAAGGUGCUGGUAUUUCGGAAACCUGUUUUGCAAGAUUCACUAUAGUUUUGAUUUGAUGCUUAGUGUUAUUUCAAUCUUUCAUCUAUGUUCUAUUGCAAUUGACAGGUUUUAUGCUGUGUGUGACCCACUUCACUACCAUUCUAAAAUGACCAUUUCAGUAAUAAAGAGAAUGGUAUUCUUUUGUUGGUCACUACCUGCUAUAUUUGCUUUUGGAGUGGUUAUAACAAACUCCCAUGUGUCUGGAAUAGAUGGGUAUGAGAUAUUGGUGGAAUGCUUUAACUUAUGCCCUAUUACAUUUAAUAAAUUAUGGUCUGUAAUAAUGUUUUUUGCAUGUUUUUUUGCUCCUGGAUCAGUAAUGGUUGGAAUUUACAUAAAAAUAUUUAUUGUAUCACAAAAACACAGUAAAAUCCUUAAAAAUAUGACUGGGAAACCGAAAGAGGAAGUUACCACUCAGCUCUCUAAGAAACAAGAUCGAAAAGCUGCAAAGACAUUAGGUAUUGUAAUGGGAGUCUUUAUUACUUGUUGGCUCCCUGUCUUUAUUACAAUUAUAAUUGAUCCAUUUUUUAAUUUUUCCACUCCUGAAGUAUUGUUUGAUGCAUUAAACUGGCUUGGAUAUAUUAACUCCACAUGUAACCCCUUAAUAUAUGGAUUCUUUUACCCAUGGUUUAGAAAAGCUUUGAAAUAUAUAAUUUUGGGCAAAAUAUUUGACCCCCAUUCUUGUACAGCUAAUCUAUGUGAAAAUCACUGA
Bombina bombina (fire-bellied toad) is the source of this 1254-nucleotide messenger RNA. Its product is annotated as trace amine-associated receptor 3-like. Lineage: Eukaryota; Metazoa; Chordata; Amphibia; Anura; Bombinatoridae. The transcript has 3 exons. Gene Ontology annotation, biological process: G protein-coupled receptor signaling pathway. Gene Ontology annotation, molecular function: trace-amine receptor activity. The record is from RefSeq and is a predicted model, not a curated record. Gene Ontology annotation, cellular component: membrane. The coding region runs from base 1 to 1254 and encodes 417 amino acids.